GUUAAAAUUUGUGCGCGGACUCUGGUGUGGAUAAUUGUGCAUCAAUCUAAUUUGUAGUCGCGUGUGAAUCGUAAAUAUCAAUUAAGAUGAAUCGAAGUAAAAGAGAUAAUGACAGCGACUGCGAAGAAGAAAAUUGGACAGAUGAUGAGAGAGAGCGUCGAAGUAUAAGACAUAAAUACAGAGAAAUGAUCAACGAUACUAAACGACAGAGAGAAGAAAUAACACACAGCAAAUCAGAUUUAUUAUCAGAAAGGUUAAAUGAAGCAAAUUUACUUUUCAAAAAAGUAAAGAAGACAAGAGAAGCAGCAAUGGAUUCACGUUUAAUAUACCUUUGUGCUGCUGCUGGAAAACAACAAGCUCAAGCCCUUCAUACAGACUUUUUAACAUUCCAGCCUUUAGAAUUUGCAGAAAAAUUAAUAUCUUAUUUAAGGCCAAAUAGAAUAGAUACUGAUGAAGGAGGAGGAAGUGAACAACCUUGUCCCUUAUUACCUGAACAUUGGAUUGAAUUUGGAAAACAAUUUCAUCCACUCAUAAAUAAAUCACCAUCUUUUCAUUACAUGUAAUUAAAUUUUUUCAAAUCUAUAUGUAUGUAUGUAUGUAUAUUGUAUUCCAUCUUCAAAUUAAAUUAGAAUAAAGCAACAUAUAAUGGUUUUUUGGAGUAAAUAUAAAGAUAGGUUGAUAAGUGUUUUUGAGCUUAUUGCUUGAAUUUGAUUCAAGAUGAUCAGUAAGCUUCAAAGCACUUAACAAAUUUUAUAGAGGGUGUCAAAAAAGUUGCAGUGCAGUGAGAAAUUUUUACAUUAAUGCUAUAUGUACAGUAUUAUAUACAAAACCUAUAAGUUGUUUGUAACACCAUGUGGUGAACUAGUCUGAUAUCAAAUUGACAACUUACAACUUAAGCAGGGUCUUACAGGUACCUGUAAGACCCCACUGAACAUGGGGGAUGUGUUCCUAGACAACAAAGCACUAAGGAAAACAGCAUUAAAUGAGGUCAUUUUAACAUAGA
This is a messenger RNA of Centruroides sculpturatus (bark scorpion), 1003 nucleotides long. Its product is annotated as EP300-interacting inhibitor of differentiation 3-like. The record is from RefSeq and is a predicted model, not a curated record. The transcript is spliced from 4 exons. Bases 87 to 563 code for a protein of 158 amino acids. Lineage: Eukaryota; Metazoa; Arthropoda; Arachnida; Scorpiones; Buthidae. Gene Ontology annotation, cellular component: nucleus; Smc5-Smc6 complex. Gene Ontology annotation, biological process: DNA repair.